AUGCUGAAGACAGAGCUUUUGUUUUGCAAAAGCAAGGUGUACUUACACCCUACUACAUCGAAAAAGGAUAAUGUCUGUGGGUUUUUGAGUCUUACUCGAGACGAUAAUGCGCCUCCGACGGACAUUCGCCUCAACUUCACUCCAGAAGCAUCCUUGUCCCUGGAGGAAUUGGCCAUCUACGAGGAAGUGGAUGUGUCGUGCAUGCCAGGGCAGCAACCAAAGAAGGUCUACCGUGUGGCAAAACCGUCGUCAGGCUACUACAGUCAGCUGUGGCCGCUUCUGUUUGUAUACCUGAUCCAGUUCCGCCAACCUAGUGUUGGCCUCUGGUACGGCCUGAUUGUUGUCAAUACCAAGGAUGGCAACCGAGUUAUUUUGUUUUUUCACGAUGACGAGUCGCCUCUGACGAAACAGGGUGAGAAGCAACGCAAUAAAGAUUUUGACCCCUUCGGUAGCGAUGGUGGGCUCUACUGGGGAGGUGUUGAUUUCAAAGAGGCAUUGUCAAAGUAUAUUAACAUAGCCCAGAGUGUGGAAAAACUGGUGUGGCUUGUUAACCCUGGUAGCGAUGAUUUGCGCAAUUUCUCGCCCUUUAUCAAUCCUCCUGAAGAUGACAAAGCAAAGUCAAGUAAUACCUCGACUGACGCUGCCAUUGAGUUUCCCGACUUUGGAAAAAUGUUUACCCAAGCGAAAUGGAAAGUCUUGGAAACGAUAGCUACAUUGGGGGCCAAAACACGUAACAAUGUCAUUGACUUAUAUGAUGAGCACGCCCCAACUCCGAUAAAACAACUUGUGAAACCGGAGAUGAUCACCGAGUUUAAUGACACUACACGUGUCUACUUGGCUAAGUGGGCUCAACAAGUUAAGGAAGAAGCCGAACAAAAUCAAAUGGUUCUUAGUGACGACAUUUACCGGAAGAUCGAAAAGGAAUUGGGUGGCGAGAUAUUGACUGAUGAGGAGAUUAGCAAGACCAAUAGACGGUCGCCAAUUUGCAAACAGGAAUGGGACCUGUUCUUCGAUCGUGAUGGCCAUUUGGCAAUCCCGAUCAGCGAAGUGAAAGAGCGUAUUUUCCAUGGUGGCUUAGCGCCCGAGGUACGUAACCCUGGUUGGUUAUUCUUGUUGGGUGUAUACCCUUGGGAUCUGAACCUGGAAGAGCGACAACAAUUGCGAAACAGUUACGAACUGGCUUAUCACGAUUACAAAAAGCAGUGGUUGGGUGACGACGAAUUGAGGGCAACUGAGUAUUGGCGUGACCAAAAGCACCGCAUCGAGAAGGACGUCCAUAGAACAGAUCGCCAGCUUGAUUUGUUCAAGCGAAAAAAGCCCAAUCAAACGGAAUCGAGAGAGUCGUCUCCGGAGACGCCUGAUAUCUCAGACAAUGAAGAUGAAGUCGACAUUGCCAACAUUGCAAACCCCCAUUUGUACGCUAUGCGUGAAAUCUUGCUUACUUAUAACCAGUAUAAUACCAAUUUGGGCUAUGUUCAAGGCAUGACCGACUUACUUCUGCCUAUUUACGUGGAAAUUCGCGACGAGUCUUUGGUAUUCUGGGCGUUUGCCAAAUUCAUGGAACGCAUGGAGCGUAACUUUUUGCGUGAUGCUUCCGGCAUGAAACAACAGAUGCUGACGUUGACUCAACUUUUACAAUUUAUGUUGCCGCAGUUAUACGCUCAUUUGGAGAAGUGUGAAUGCAGCGAUUUAUUUUUCUUCUUCCGCAUGUUGUUGGUGUGGUUCAAACGUGAGUUGAAAUGGAACCAAAUUGGACCUUUGUGGGAAACGUUGUGGACUGAUUAUUAUAGCUCACAAUACCACUUGUUCGUGGCGCUUGCGAUCUUGCUGGACAAUGAACGUAUCAUACGCCAAAACUUAGUUCGUUUCGAUGAAGUACUCAAGUACAUGAACGACUUGGCAUUGAGUUUGAACAUCAACACUAUUUUGAUCAGAGCGGAAUUGUUAUUUCUCAAGUUCCGUCGCAUGGUAGAUAUCAUCGAUCGGGAAAACAGCUUACGGUUGAUGAACGCUCUGCCAUAUCAAAGAGAGUCCGGUCAAGUAGACACGGUGACAAUCAGUGAUGACUUACGCCGAUUGCUCUCAAAGGACAUGGUAAUUCAAAAAGAGGGACCACGCCCUGAAGGUGCUCUUGGGGGCUGA
Molecule: messenger RNA, 2142 nt
Organism: Diutina rugosa
Lineage: Eukaryota; Fungi; Ascomycota; Pichiomycetes; Serinales; Debaryomycetaceae
Gene: GYP7
Product: Gyp7p
Exons: 1
Coding region: 1-2142 (713 amino acids)
Biological process (GO): activation of GTPase activity
Molecular function (GO): GTPase activator activity
Source: RefSeq, a predicted model, not a curated record